This is a messenger RNA of Aspergillus mulundensis, 2448 nucleotides long. RefSeq names its product Elongator subunit ELP2. Bases 1 to 2448 code for a protein of 815 amino acids. Gene Ontology annotation, molecular function: protein binding. Gene Ontology annotation, biological process: tRNA wobble uridine modification. Gene Ontology annotation, cellular component: elongator holoenzyme complex. The record is from RefSeq and is a predicted model, not a curated record. The transcript is spliced from 2 exons. NCBI's taxonomy places the organism in Eukaryota, Fungi, Ascomycota, Eurotiomycetes, Eurotiales, Aspergillaceae.
AUGGUCUCAUUCACAUCAGAAUACAUCAGCGUUGGUGGAAAUAGGCACCCUGCUGCCGCAGACUGGGAUGUGCAGACCGGCAUCCUCGCGUACGGUGCAGAUAACAAUGUAGCCUUGUGGGAUCCUCUGGAAGAAUCUCACCGGGGAGUUUAUUCGGUCCUUGUUAGUCAUACCGACAAAGUCAACGUCGUCAGAUUCUAUACCUGUCCCACUACAGGAACGAAGCUCCUCUUAACUGGUUCUGUCGACUGCACCGUGGGAUUAUGGCGUACCGAUACAAUUGACCAAAGGAAAUUCACCCAUGCGCUUACCCUGACAGAGCAUACCGGCUCCGUCAACGCGAUAGGCACAGGUGCGGGGAUUGAUAUCAUCGCAACAGGAGGGGCGGAUGGAACUGUCAAGAUCUGGAGGAUAGAUGUCAAGGAAUCUGUGAAAGGAGAGUUAUUGGAGAGUCUAUCCAUGAAACCACGUUAUUUCCCACUGGCGUUAGCACUGGCACCGCUUCCGACAGACACGGAAGAUAGACCGGUUGCGUUGGCAGUCGCUGGAACCACCAAUGCAGUGCAGAUAUACACUGCUGAAAACACACACGAAUUACCACGCUUCAAAGUAUCCGCUACACUUUCUGGCCACGAGGCGUGGGUGCGCUCCCUUUCGUUCACAGUGGACAUGCAGAGCAAGACCGGGGAUCUCUUGCUUGCUUCUGCCAGUCAGGACAAGUAUGUUCGAUUAUGGCGCCUGAACCGUGGUGAGGCCGCAGCUUCUGGUUCUGUGGGGCCUGAUGAAGACCCUGUUCUCGGUGGGCUCGAGCCAACAUUGUCCAACAAAGCCCACCAAUUUAAAGCAGCAGGAUCCAAAUACUCCAUGACGUUUGAAGCUCUCUUGUUUGGCAACGAAGAUUGGAUUUACACCACCGCCUGGAACCCCAAUCCAGAGCGCCAGCAACUUCUCACUGCUUCCGCAGACAAUACUCUGACUAUAUGGGAACAGGACCCAAUCUCCGGAGUAUGGCUCUCCGCGGAACGAAUGGGAGAGCUUAGUAUCCAGAAAGGCUCUACCACAGCCACUGGUAGUACUGGCGGAUUUUGGAUUGGUCUUUGGUCGCCUGACGGUAGCCAAGUUGUUAGCCUUGGACGUACAGGCAGUUGGAGGACAUGGAAGUAUCAAGCCGAGUCUGAUGACUGGGUCCAAACUCUGGGCAUUACCGGACAUGUGCGAUCCGCUAACGGACUUCAAUGGGAGUCUUCAGGUGGCUAUCUUCUAUCCACAAGCGCCGACCAAACAACUCGACUCCAUGCGCAGUGGCUUUGUGAUAGUCAAAGGUCAUGGCACGAAUUCUCGCGGCCGCAGAUCCAUGGCUAUGACUUGAACUGCGUUGACACUUUGGGUCCGCAGCGUUUUGUGUCAGGUGCCGAAGAGAAGCUUUUACGAGUAUUCAACGAACCUGCACCAAUCGCCAGACUAUUGGAAAAUCUUUCCGGACUCUCACAGAAUGCAGAGGGCGAUCUUCCUGACACAGCGCAGAUACCAGUUUUGGGAUUGUCCAACCAAGCUCUUGGCGAAGCCCCUGUGGAAGCAGACACGGCCGAGGCCGAGAGCGCUGGACAAGCGCAUGCUUAUCAAGCAAUAUUGUCCAAGUCGACUCAACCUCCUCUUGAGGACCAAUUGGCUCGUUAUACUCUGUGGCCAGAACACGAAAAGCUCUAUGGCCAUGGGUACGAAAUAUCCGCCGUGGCUGUGAGCCAUGACCGCGCACUUAUUGCCACUGCAUGCAAGGCCAGCUCGAUAGACCAUGCAGUGGUGCGUUUGUACGACACGUCCGAUUGGCACGAAAUUCGACCAUCACUUGCAGCGCAUACCUUGACUAUCACCAGUCUCGCCUUCUCAGCCGAUGACCAGUAUCUCCUCAGUGUUGGACGGGAUCGGCAGUGGGCAGUCUAUCGUCGGAGUGAAUCAAAUACCUCAAUGUUUGCGCUCAUGACAUCGAACCCCAAGGGCCACUCGCGCAUGAUUCUUGAUGCUGACUGGGCUCCUGCCUCAGAGUCUCAGUCUCCUCUCUUUGCCACAGCUGGCCGAGAUAGAUCAAUCAAGUUGUGGCAGCUAUCCGGGGAGUCGAUCGAGUGCAAGGCUAUCAUUCCAACAAGGAACUCAGUCACAGCCCUGUCCUUCCUACCGCGUAUCUAUGAUGGUUUGCUCUACCUUGCAACAGGAGAGGAUGAUGGAAAGGUCUCCGUCCACCAGAUCAAGGCAGACGGCGUCGAACCCAGCCCAUUGGCUAGUCUCGAUAGAGACCAAUCACCGUCAAAGACAAUCACAGAGCUAUCAUGGCGUCCUCUCACACAAAUGGGUGAGGCAAGGGUUGAUAGAAUGACCUUCGAGCUUGCUGUGGCAAGCGAAGACACUUCAAUACGCAUAUAUAGCAUAUCUGACAUGGUGUCGGAUCCAUGA